Messenger RNA from Photinus pyralis (common eastern firefly), 4564 nucleotides. RefSeq lists its product as uncharacterized. Gene Ontology annotation, molecular function: ubiquitin binding; metal ion binding; ubiquitin-protein transferase activity. Bases 412 to 4326 code for a protein of 1304 amino acids. Gene Ontology annotation, cellular component: LUBAC complex. The transcript is spliced from 5 exons. NCBI's taxonomy places the organism in Eukaryota, Metazoa, Arthropoda, Insecta, Coleoptera, Lampyridae. Gene Ontology annotation, biological process: proteasome-mediated ubiquitin-dependent protein catabolic process; protein linear polyubiquitination. The record is from RefSeq and is a predicted model, not a curated record.
UUUCAAAUCAAGAUCUUCCAAAUGUAAACUAUGGAAGAAUUGUUAAAAACUAUUUGACAAUCGGACAAAAGUUGAACUAACGCUAAAUUUAAAUCGGGCAUCGCGACGUUAAGCUCGGUUGUUGGUGUAAAGUGUCGUGGCGCGAUAUUUUCAACAAUUCCCAUUAAAUCGAAUAGAUUUAGUGCAGUAAAUGAAUGGAAAAUGGUAGUUUACACGCGUAUAUAAUGAUAUUAAUUGAAAAGUGGUUUGUGAAAAAAAGGAAACGUGUGCAUACGUUUAAAUGCAUCUAAGAUAUUCCACAUUAUUUUAAACAUCUCUGCCUAAAAAUAACACUUAAGAAUACCCGUUUAAUAAGGUCAUUGCUGGUCGAGGAGGGUUUUCCGAUUAAUCAUUUAUCAUGAGUGCUAUAAUAUGAGUAUAAAACACCAAGAAUCAUCAAUAGCUGGCAUUGGACAAAGUCCUGGCUGUGAUCCAAAAACAUCCAAACGUAGCAGUGGCCUCUUUUCCUUCUUUAAGUGGUUUAAACCUUCCGUUUCUCGCGAAUCCGUAACCCAAGAGGUGAGUUCUUCCAGCAGCUGUGAUAGUUUAAAUUCCAUUAGUAGUAGCGGAACAAUCGCCUCGUUUUCGUUUGUUCCUGCGAGUGAUUAUAAGAUUGAUGUAACGCAAAGGAAUAUCGUUCCCGGUCCCGAAACUGACACAUACCGAGCAAGACUGAAGCAACGCGAUAAAAGGAGAGAAUGUGAUAAAGAUCUAACGUUACGAAAAAAAUAUAAUUUAUUCUUCAGUCGCGAUACCGUUCUAAAAGUCUCUCCAACUUUUUCUGAAGAAUCCGACAAUAGCAAAAGUUUACCUCUGAUGACGCGCAAAACUGAAAAUGAGGAGGAAAAGUUGCACCGCAGAACAAACAGCGAAUCGUCGAAAAUAAAAAAAGCCGGGGCUUAUUGUCACGUUAAGGGGAAACGAAAGGCUCCUCCUCCUCCCGCCGUCAAAAUUUUCGAUGGAAAUUCGUCGCUGAGUUUAAGGAGGAAAAAACGAUUGGCCCCGCAACCUCCGGUAGCAGUAACGGCAAAUAAACUAAUUAACUCGUUUUAUGGCGAUAGUAAAUACGACACAAUAGAAUACGCGGACGCGGACGUCAUCUUUAACGACUGCCUCAAGUUAGACCAUGGCAUUUUGAAAUCGGCCAAAAACACGGACCAGGAACCGUUGAGUAAAUCGCCAAGAUCGAGUUACAUGGAGGCACCGGUAUCCCCAAGACCGUGGUACAAAAGAAAUCUUUCUCGUGACAGUGGAGUAAUUGCAAAAAAGGACAAAGAAGAAAAGUACGAGCCUCUUGAAAGGUUGCCAGAUGUUCAGUACUCAAGAAUCUCUAGUAUCACGGACGUAACGGUCGAAGACCCAAAGGCGAACAAAAAGAAAGACGAUAAACGUAAAUCCGGUAUCGCGUUUCUUACUAAUAUAAGUGAAUUAGAUCGCGAAGCUUCCGAAAUUAUAAAGAAAGAGCAUCAAAGUGAUAAUAAAGAAGCCGACAUUCCUCAGUUUAUGCGUCCGAAGCAAGAGCUAAACAAAAGCACAGACAGCUGGAUGUCGCCUAAGAGAAAAUCCGCGAGAGAUCUAAUCGCCAAAUUUAACGCCAUUACAAAUGUGACCAAAGUAACGGUGAACUCGAGUUUCUUCGGCGCUAGAGAAGUCGGCGCAUUUCCAAAAGAGAAUUUCAAACGGGAAUAUUUUGGUAAAAUCGGAAAUGAGCAAACGAAAGAAACGGAAGUUAAGAAUGUCGAAAAAAGCGUAAGUGACAAAAUUCCUCUGGCCAAAUCCGAGAGUUCCGUAAUUAAAUAUAAGGAUUCUUCGAAAUUGGACAAAAAAAGUUGGUACUGUCCCAAGUGUUCAUUGGAAAAUGACUAUUGGAGAAUAAUUUGUUACGUGUGCUCGACCAUUAAACCGUAUUUCGAUGAUUUAACAUCGCCUCCAGCUAAAAUUAGCUCAAACACGCUCGAAAAGAAUAAAACAGAAAAUUCAGAAAUAAAACAUUUUCCGCCUGGUACAAGUUCAGAUGCGUCUAAAAAUACACCCUCAUUUAAUUUUGUUAAUGGUGGCAUAUUCGAGAGAAAUUUAGAACGAUCUAAAACGCAAAUUGGGUUUUCGGCAUUAGCGAAAUAUAACGAGACUAAAGACAAAAAUCGAAAAUUCGUCAAGUCGGUGUCGUCGGAGGACAAGCCGGUACAAAACUCAUCCGUCGAUAAACAAGGAGAAAAGGAAAGGUUGAAGAAAAUGUUGAUUGAAAUGAAAAAUUCUUUACCGAAGCGCAAACACAACUUUACCGAAAAACAGUCCAAUCGAGCCAGCAUCAUACAAGAAAAUAUCGAGACCGAAAUCGAAAAGAAAACGCCGGAGGAAGACACCAGCGAGAAAAUCGCCGAGGUCACAAUAAUGACCCAAGAAACCGUCUACGAAAAUAUAAAGGUGAAAAAGACCGACAACCCGAAACCGAUAAAGGUAACGGCGACGGCACAGACUAGUAGCGCUGGCGAAAUACAGCCCAUGGGGGCGGCACAAAAACAGGAAGUGAAUAAAAAAUUCGAAUUAAUGCGUCCAAAGGACUUUGCCAACAUUUACAACGUAAAGACUGAUAAACCCAGCCAACAUAUUUACUCUAAUUUAUUAGAAAAUAAAGAUCUCUUCCUAAACAUGCCAGUGAGAUUUAACGAAAUUAAAAAUAGCCUAGGUAACAAUACGGACACUUUGGAAAUAAAUCGAUUACUAAAACGACUGGAGACCUCAAUCGCCAGGGGAGAGUUAAGUGAGGCCUCCAAUUUCGCACGAGAAUUAGCGCAACUAAAAGUGAAUUGUUCUGUUAUACGUCAAAAAUCUAUUGAAAAUCAACAAGUACCCAAAGCGAAACCAGGCUUCACUGUUGAUAUGUAUGUCGAAGAUAAAGUUUCUCACAGAGGGCCGUUCCAAAUUAAUGUAGGCGAAGAUCAUACGGUUGCCGAAUUGAAACUUCAAGUGGAGAAUGAGUUUCAAAUACCUGUUGUCGUUCAAAGAUGGAUUUUGGGAAACGAACUUGCAACCGACGACAGCACUACUUUGAAAGAUUUAAAUAUAACGCCGGGGUGCUCAAUAUUUUUGUAUUUGGUCGCUCCUACAAACGAUCAUAAGACGGAGAAAGAGAAACCUGAAACGAAAAUUGUGGAACCGGCAAUCACUCAACCUGCAGAGAAAACUGAACCGGUGCUUGAGAAGGACACCAACGCCCAUGGGGGCAAUGAGGAGAAUGCGGUUGCAAAUGAAAAAGUCCCACUGACGAAUGAUAAGGACGAUGCUGAACAGGAGGCAGCUACAAAUAUACUCGCCAAACCGAAAAACUACGAAGAUCUCGAGGAGUACGACUCACACACCUUGAAACCUCAGAAUAGUAAAACGUGGGAAUGCGGAAUGUGUACCUUCAUCAACGAACAAUCCAUUAACGUUUGCGCGAUUUGCGCCACGGUGAGAAAAACAAAUUCGACGCACGGAAAAUCCACACAUACGCGCAACAAGAGGAAAGCGCCCCAGCCCACCGUGCAAAAACAGCAACACUAUCUGCAGUUGCUUAAUCUGGACAACGCGGAUUUAGUGGAAAACGGCGAACCGUUCGACUGUCUCGUGUGCUUGACCGAAAUAAACUCACGGGAGGGAGUCACGCUGCGGGAAUGCCUCCACCAAUUUUGCAAAAACUGCUUGGCGCACACGAUCGAGUUCACGGAGGAUGCGGAGGUGAAGUGCCCCUAUCGAGACGACGAAUACUCGUGCGAUAUUUCGCUGCAAGAUAGGGAAAUCAAAGCGCUGGUUACGACCGAAGUGUACGAGCAGUUCUUAGCAAAAUCCGUCGCGCAGGCCGAAAAUAGGAUCGACAAAUCCUUCCACUGUAAAACACCCGACUGUAAAGGAUGGUGCAUUUUUGAGGACAACGUCAACGAAUUUCAUUGCCCUGUGUGUAGAAGAACUAACUGCUUAACGUGCCAGGCAAUCCAUAUCGGGCUCAACUGCCGAGAGUACCAAGAGCAGGCGAACGAAUCCGUUACGGACGAAGGGACUAAGCGAACUAAGGAAAUGUUAGAGGAGUUGGUCAACAAGGGGGAGGCGAUCAAGUGUCCAACGUGCCACGUUAUAUUAAUGAAGAAAUGGGGAUGCGAUUGGCUAAGAUGUUCGAUGUGCAAAACGGAAAUUUGUUGGGUGACGAGAGGACCGCGUUGGGGACCUGCCGGUAAAGGUGAUACUUCUGGCGGUUGUCAGUGUGGGGUAAAUGGCAUUAAGUGCCACCCCCAGUGCAAUUACUGCCACUAAACUUUGCGCUGUGUGAGAUUAUGUGAAUGAAGUAUUUUCUAGUCUGAUGUAGACAUUUAAUACUACGUAGGUAUAAUUCUAUAAGUUUAUAAAUAUUUUAUACGAAGUUGAAUUGAUUUAGAGAGUGAUGCGAGAUUCAUAUUUAUAUUGUGUAUAUUAUAAUGAUCAAAUUACUUAUCAGGCAAUGCUCGCACAUAAGCAAAAUAUUUGAAAUAUAUGAUAGAACCCCCCCCUGUUG